This is a messenger RNA of Penaeus monodon (black tiger shrimp), 2653 nucleotides long. RefSeq lists its product as uncharacterized. The transcript has 13 exons. Lineage: Eukaryota; Metazoa; Arthropoda; Malacostraca; Decapoda; Penaeidae. The record is from RefSeq and is a predicted model, not a curated record. Bases 107 to 2098 code for a protein of 663 amino acids.
UUUUUUUUUUUUCUUUUUUCUUUUUACUCUAACUCCACUCUUCUACGUGGGGGAAAUACCCAAUAAUAUUUCCCACAAUUAAUCGUUGUCUUCUUUGGCUUUCAGAAUGGCAGGACAAGAAAGAACUUUAUCCUACACUAUACUGCAGUGUUUUGUCUUCGCGCAUCUGGCUUUUAUGGUGUCAGGUCAGUGCAGCGGGACAGAGACCUUCGAAAAGGUUACCAGAACGACAGUGCGAGGCAUCUCAGGGAUUCCUCUCUUCUCGAACGCUGGCAACACUGUCACCAGCGACUGUAUAUCGAGAUGUCGCCAGUCACGCAUCUGCUCCGGAUUUCUCCUGAACUACGACCGGGAGUCCUGUUUCCGCUUGGACAGGGUCGCCUACAGUUCGGGGGCGGCGCUGCAGCCUACGCUCGAACCUAUCAAUUUCUUCGAGAAAAUUUGCAUUACGGGUGAGUCCGGUGGAGGCAUACUGAAGUGUGCUGAACUGUGCAUCAGGGAGAGGGGCCUUCAGUGCCGUAGCGCUGAGUAUCACACCAGGGACGGCGUGUGUCGCCUGAGCAGACAAGACAGAAGGACACAGCCGCUGAGCUUCCGUCCGGCCUCGCCUUACGUGCAGUACAUCGAGAACCAGUGCGCGCCAGGUGGGGGCCCUGCUGUUUCAGUUUUAUUAGCGCUUUGGGAUAUUUAUGCACAUGUGCGACAAAAGUGUGGCUGUGAUGUGUUAUGCCAACGGGCGUGCGAGUCGGAGGGCGCCUUCCACUGCCGCUCCUUCGCCUGGUACGAGCGGGCUGGCGUCUGCAGGCUCUCCGGGGAUGACCUCGUCUCGGCGGGGCCCUCGGCGCUCGGGGAUCUGCCGGGGGCCACGUGGCUGCAGAGGGCGCCGUGCCUGGACCUGGAACUCGGCUGCACUGUGGACGCCAUGACUGUUCACCUGAACACGCCAGAACCCUUCAAAGGACGCCUGUUCUCCAGAGAUUUUCCAGCGAGUUGUCAGUCCAGAGAUGUUGGCAGGACUGACACCACUCUCAGCAUCAAGUUCAACGAUCCGGAAUGCGGCGUGGUUAACGAAGGGAACGGUGUCUACAGUAACGUCGUGGUUGUACAGCAUCACCCCGUCAUUCAGCGGAGGGGAGACAAGGCUAUCAAAUUAAUGUGUUUGUUUGAGACCUCCAACAAGACAGUCACUGACAGCUUCAACUUCAUUGUGGACAACUCGAUCAACGCCGGCGUGGCGACGGCGAUCGUCAACGCGACGGCCCCCUCGCCGCGCAUCCGCCUGCGCAUCGUGGACCGCCUCGGGAGGGACAUCAACGGCGCCAGGCUCGGGGAGGAGCUCUUCCUCAGGCUCGAGCUCGACGACGAUAGCGUCUACGGCAUCCUGGCGAGGAACCUCAUAGCGAAGAGCGGCGACAACUCCAACUCCAUCAUCCUCCUGGACGAGCGAGGCUGCCCCGACGACCCCGCCAUCUUCCCGUCCCUCCAGCCACUCCCGGGGUCCAAGAGUCUGCAGGGCAAGUUCGAGGCCUUCAAGUUCUCCGAGGACCAAGUUGUGCGCUUCCAAGUCAACGUCCAGUUUUGCCUUGAGGAGUGCAAGCCGGCGCAGUGCGGAAACAUCCUCUCGUACGGGCGCAGACGUCGAUCUUUAUCAGAAGGCGGCAUCGUAACCUUAGGAGGCGAGUACAGCCUCAUUGGAGGUGAGAUUCAGCUGGAGGACGACCGCGACGACCCCGAAGACGACCACGACACGAUCUACCACGAGAUGCCUCUGCAGAAGGAGAUUAUCGUGGAUAGCGAGACCGUGAAGCCGCUCAGAGCUGGGCUGUUGCCGGAAGAGACAGAUGCCCGACGCCUGGCCGAGCUCGUGUGCACCUCCAGGGAAGUGCUCCUCGCUGCUCUCGUGUCUGGGGCCAUCCUGCAGGUCUGCAUCAUCCUCACGGCCAUCAUGUGUGUGUUCGGACGCAGGAGGAAGCAGGCGCCAAAGGAGUCCCGGAUGUCGACCCUAACCCUCUCCAGGGGUGUUCGAUCCCCUUAUACCACGACUUCGGACGAUUCCGCCAACACGCUGAAGAGUCUUAGAACGUCUCUAAGGGAUUAAGAACUAUAUAUGCUUUAGCCAAGGGUGUCGAGGGCUUGUUAGUGCGUGUUCGUUUCUGUGUGUUUUGUGUUCUGUGUUUGUAUAUGUGUUUUGGCGGUUAUGACUGAUAUUGUAUAGAAUUUUAUUAAUUGCAAUAUUAUUCGGAGGUGUGACGGCAGGCAGGAGUCGUGUUGGUUGGAAUUUGUGCGAAUUUAAAGUUACAGAGAUAGAGAUAGAUAGAUAGAUAGAUAGAUAGAUAGAUAGAGAGAGAGAGAGAGAGAGAGAGAGAGAGAGAAUGAUUUAUAAAGCGAAAGAACAAGGGAACAAUAUUUUGGAUUAAGUAACCAUAGUGGUAAAAUAAAGAAAAAAAUUAAGCUCAAAAUCAUCACUCCAAAAAGCUAAAAGAAACACACAUACACGCUUUUGUGAAGAGAAAAAUACACCAUUCUUUGAGUAUUUAAAAUUGAGAGCAACACAAGCGAGCACAGAACGCAACCCAGAGCAAGCCAGUAAACAAAAAAUACACAUACAUCGCAAAACAACAACAAAAAAUAAACGAGAAAAACAUACCGUUUG